This is a messenger RNA of Cyclocybe aegerita, 645 nucleotides long. The record is from the annotation of a GenBank genome assembly. NCBI's taxonomy places the organism in Eukaryota, Fungi, Basidiomycota, Agaricomycetes, Agaricales, Hemipholiotaceae.
AUGUCAACCAUCUGUGGUGUCUGUAAAGGCCCACAUGGAUGUAUCUGUUCUACUCAUUCCCACUCACAACAAUCAUAUCAUCCUGCUUUUACCCACUCGUAUCCUCCAAUCUACCAAUGGCCUCGUACCUUCCCUAGUGCUCCAGUACUUCCGGCUCAGCUCCCUAUCAGUUUUAGCAAUAAUGGGCAGGCAGCAACCUCAGCAUAUGGUUUCCAGAACACAUUUCAAGCCACGUAUGGAUCGACACCUGCUCCGCCAUAUCCCAAUGAGCCACCCGCGUUCCGAGUAGCGCUAUCGGACCAUACCCCAACCUUCGUCAACUCAAGCCCACCUGCUGCAGCUACCUCGACAAGUUCGGCAUCCAAGAAGCGCAAGUCAGGCCGUGAAGGCAGCAGCGGCCGACGGAAGAAGCAAAACACAAACGUCAAUACAUCGGGUGCAACUCCACCCGUUUCAGCCACCACCCUCCAGCCUCAGGCUGCUCCCUCUGCGCCUGCUCCCUCUGUGCCUGGAGUCGGCCCUCAACACCCAUCGUCACAACCUCCCGAGUCUCGUGUUGCUGCCCAUCCAUCUCUCCUGCGGCGGGCUGGUCCAACAAUUGCCAUCGAGGGGUCUUUGCUUGUUUCGGAAUCAAGGGAAGAUUGA